AUGGGUCUCGUCAAGGUCGUGAAGAAUAAGGCCUACUUCAAGAGGUACCAGGUUAAGCUGAAGCGCAGACGUGAGGGAAAGACUGACUACUAUGCCCGCAAGCGUCUGACUGUGCAAGACAAGAACAAGUACAACACUCCCAAGCACCGCGUUAUUGUCCGAUUCACCAACAAAGACAUCAUUGCACAGGUUUUUUGAAACACUUUUUUAAAUUGGAAUUUGAAGUUCUGAAAUUUUUUUUAAAUUUUGUUUGUUCAGAUCGCUUACUCCAAAAUCGAAGGAGACGUUGUUGUCGCUUCUGCGUACGCCCACGAGCUCCCGCGAUACGGCAUCAAGGUCGGAUUGACCAACUAUGCUGCCGCCUACGCUACUGGCCUUCUCCUCGCUCGCCGUCACUUGAAGGCUAUUGGCCUCGACUCCGUCUACAAGGGACAGGAGGAGGUAAAUUUGCUGAUUUCUCAUUUCAUAUAAAAAGUAUGAUUUACAAAGUCUUUCUUUUUGAGUAUAUAUUUUGCUUUUCAGCUCAACGGUGAGGACUACAACGUCGAGCAGGAAGGAGACCGCGCUCCGUUCAAGGCUGUUUUGGACAUCGGCCUUGCUCGCACGACCACCGGAUCCAAGAUCUUCGCCGUCAUGAAGGGAGUCGCUGACGGCGGAAUCAACGUUCCCCACAGGUUGAAAUUAUACGGUCUCUAUUUUUCAAUUUUUUGUUACUUUAGUGAGAACCGAUUCUUCGGAUUCGAUUCUGAAUCCAAGGAAUACAACGCCGAGGCUCACCGUGAUCGCAUCGUCGGAAAGCACGUUGCUGAGUACAUGUCCCUCCUAAAGGACGAGGACGAAGAUGCGUACAAGCGUCAGUUCUCCAGAUUCAUUGCCGCCGGACUUUCCGCUGACAGCCUUGUUUCGGUUAGUUUUUCGCUAUAAUUUAAUCUUUUUUCUAAUAAAAUUUAUUCAUUCAUUCAUUUUUUGUUUUGUUUUUAUUAGUAGUUCAAUUCAAUCUUUUUCACUCAUUUUGUCGUUCGGGUUGGAAUAUCAAUUUAUGCCGUGUUCCAAGUGAUUCUGCGAAAUAAAGAAUAGCCGUCAGAGAAAGAAAAUUAUAACUAAAUUUCGGAAAGUCAGACCAUUCGCGUUCCGCGAAAAUUACUUUGAACACGGAACUAAUAACGUGUAAUUUUUUACCAAAAUGCAUAUUUUUGAAUUUAUGGCUUCUCUAAACUUCAAAAUUUUCAAAGGAUUAUUUCCUAUCGUUGACUGUAUAUAUUCAUUCAAUUUUCUAAUAGUUAUUUUGCAGGUUUACGAGAAAGCCCACGCCGCCAUCCGUGCCGAUCCUAGCCCAGCCAAGAAGAGCGAGAAGAAGGUUACGCCGAAACGGUUUGAUUUAUUUUUGGAGUUUUUCAAUAAUUACCAAACUUUCAGUUACAACGCUAAGCGAAUUACCUACGACGAGAGGAAGCAACGCGUGGCUGACAAGAAGGCUCUUCUCCUCAAGAUUAAAGAGCAGCAAGAUGCGUAA
Messenger RNA from Caenorhabditis auriculariae, 1513 nucleotides. NCBI's taxonomy places the organism in Eukaryota, Metazoa, Nematoda, Chromadorea, Rhabditida, Rhabditidae. The record is from the annotation of a GenBank genome assembly.